AUGAAGAAAUACUGUGUGUUUUUCCUUUUCGUCCUAAUCACAAAAGAGGCUUUCGGUGUUGGUCUCAGAGAUAAAAGACAAACGGAGGAGAAAAAUGAGAGUGAGGUAGAAGAUAGGUACGGCUUGAACGGGCCGUUUAAUCCCAGGCAGCCGCAGCGGCCAAUGCAGUACCCGGACCAACCCUCUUUCGGACAAUGGGCCUACCCAGGAGUAUAUCCGGGUCAAAAUGUGUAUCCUGGUCCAGGGCGAUUCCCCAACUUCGGGUUCCCCAACCCAAAUCAGUUCCCAAAUCAAUUCCCAAAUCAGUUCCCAAAUCAAUUCCCAAAUCAGUUCCCAAAUCAAUUCCCAAAUCAGUUCCCAAAUCAAUUCCCAAAUCAGUACCCGAAUCAGUUCCCGACUCAGUUCCCGAAUCAGUUCCCGAAUCAGAUUCCGAAUCAGUUUCCUCAGAACCCGAAUCAACAACCCAGCCAGCAGACAACAACACAGCAACCAAUUGACGGGUCCUCCACUUCAGCUGAUAACAGCCUGGUCGUGCAGGACUGCAUCAGGAAUUGUCCCGUGACGACAGAAUACAAUCCAGUCUGUGGCACCAAUAGCGUGACAUAUCCUAACCCUGGCCGCUUGAUGUGUGCGCAAGCUUGUGGAGUUGCGGUGAACUUGCUUCGAUCAUCUCCGUGCCCGGCCACCACCACGGCGGUUCCAGUC
This is a messenger RNA of Iphiclides podalirius (scarce swallowtail), 705 nucleotides long. The record is from the annotation of a GenBank genome assembly. NCBI's taxonomy places the organism in Eukaryota, Metazoa, Arthropoda, Insecta, Lepidoptera, Papilionidae.